This is a messenger RNA of Parnassius apollo (apollo), 1629 nucleotides long. NCBI's taxonomy places the organism in Eukaryota, Metazoa, Arthropoda, Insecta, Lepidoptera, Papilionidae. The record is from the annotation of a GenBank genome assembly.
AUGCAACCACAGAUCUUAGUGCUGAAGGAGGGGACAGACCAGUCGCAGGGCAAGCCACAGCUGAUUUCAAAUAUCAAUGCAUGCCAACUAGUUGUUGAUGCGGUGCGGACUACCCUCGGUCCUCGUGGCAUGGACAAGUUAAUUGUGGAUCACAACGGCAAAGCAGUCAUAUCUAACGAUGGAGCUACUAUUAUGAAGCUCCUGGAUAUUGUGCACCCAGCGGCCAAGACACUGGUGGACAUAGCGAAAUCCCAAGAUGCAGAGGUAGGAGACGGCACUACAUCUGUGGUGAUUCUGGCUGGAGAGCUUCUGAAGAGGUUGAAGCCUUUUGUGGAGGAUGGUGUACAUCCACGAAUUAUUAUUCGGGCAGUGCGUACAGCUGCACGUCUUGCCAUUGAGCGAGUCAAGGAGCUUGCAGUCAAGGUUGAAAGCCAAUCCCCAGAGGAGCAGAGGGAACUUCUCCGCAAGUGCGCGUCCACGGCGAUGUCAUCGAAGCUGAUCCAUCAGCAGAAGGGUCACUUCUCACAGAUUGUUGUGGAUGCCGUUUUGUCACUGGAUGCUCCGCUUCUGCCGUUAGAUAUGAUUGGCAUCAAGAAAGUGUCCGGAGGUGCUCUAGAAGACUCCUUCCUGGUCUCCGGAGUGGCCUUCAAGAAAACAUUUUCGUAUGCCGGUUUUGAGAUGCAGCCCAAGAGCUAUGAAGACUGCAAAAUUGCUCUACUCAAUAUCGAGCUUGAGUUGAAAGCUGAGAGAGAUAAUGCACAGAUCCGUUUGGACAAUGUGAAGGAGUACCAGAAGGUGGUUGAUGCGGAGUGGCAGAUCCUGUACGAGAAACUGGCGGCGCUUCAUGCUAGUGGUGCUAACGUGGUGCUUAGCAUGCUGCCCAUCGGUGAUGUGGCCACACAGUACUUUGCUGAUCGUGACAUGUUCUGUGCGGGUCGAGUCCCCGCGGAGGACAUGAAGCGCACGCAGCGCGCGUGCGGGGGCGCUGUGCUCAGCUCCGUGCGCGAUGUGAAGCCUGACAGCCUGGGCCGCUGCCAGCACUUCACCGAGAAGCAGGUUGGAGGGGAGAGAUACAACAUUUUCACCGGUUGCCCAGCUGCCAAGGCCUGUACCAUUGUGCUGCGUGGUGGAUCAGAACAGUUCCUGGAGGAGACGGAGAGGUCCCUGCAUGAUGCUAUCAUGAUUGUGCGCAGGACUAUCAAGAAUGAUGCAGUUGUUGCUGGUGGCGGUGCAAUAGACAUGGAGAUAUCGAAGCACCUGCGCGAGUUCUCAAAGGGUAUUGCGGGCAAAGAGCAGUUGCUCUUAGCGGCUGCAGCUCGUGCCUUCGAGGCGAUUCCUCGCCAGCUAGCUGAUAAUGCUGGUCUUGAUGCCACCAGUCUGCUGAACAAGUUAAGGCAACGGCAUCAUGCCGGCGACGUUUGGUACGGCAUAGACAUACAGAAGGAGGACAUCGCGGACAACUUCGUGAACUGCGUGUGGGAGCCUGCAGUAGUCAAGGUCAACGCCAUCACGGCCGCUUGUGAAGCUGCAGCACAGAUCCUGUCAAUAGACGAGACGAUCAAGAACGUGAAGGGCGAAGCGCCACCACAGAUGCCUGGCCGCGGUAUGGGACGUCCAAGAAUGGGAUAA